GGACAGCAUAAAGAGGAGCACUCGAGCUACGCAGAACAGUCAGUUCUUUAAGACUACGCAGAACAUUCUAGUCUUUUGCAGAAUAUAUAAUAAGAAUGAAGGAAGUUCUAGCCUUGCUACUGCUGUCUCUGUGCUGCUGCCUGUCCAGGGGACUGGGUGAUAAUCGGGACAGUGAGGGGUACCAGGGGACUGGGGCUAGUCUAGCUGUCUGUCUUCCCGACACCUGUGCCCUGUUCAGGGAACUUGCAGCCAUGAAAGAGAGACUAGGAACCAUGGACCAGACGCAGGCUGCCCUGAAGGAAAGUUUUGGGGCCAUGGGACAGAAACUGGGAGCUGUGGAGACCAAGCUACAGGGCAGUGAGAGUCAGGUGGAGGAGCUGAAGAAAGUGAAUACAGCUCAAGAGGAAGAACUGAAAGCCUUGAAGAAGAGCUUAUCAACUGCCCAGCCAAAGGUGGCCUUCUCUGUAGCUCUCAGAGACUCUGGCAGUGGGAAUAUUGGACCUUUCACCACCAAUACCCCUUUACAGUACAAAAGAGUCUUCUCCAACACCGGCAGUAGCUACAAUCCUGCUACAGGCAUCUUCACAGCCAUGGUCAGAGGGAUGUACUGCUUCCGCUACUCCAUGUACAGCAACAACUCUGGCCGUCCCAACUCUGUCGUGUCUCUGAUGAAGAACAGUGAGCUGCUGGUUACUACAUGGAACACUGAUGACAGUAUGAAUGUCCACGAAAGCGCGAGCAACGCAGCGGUAGUACAAUUGGAGGUGGGAGACAGUGUUUACAUCCAGCUCUGGGCUAACAGGGUCCUCUAUGAUGACAGUAAUAACUAUAACACCUUUACUGGGUUCCUACUGUUCACCGUGUAACAACACUAGUUGAUUUAACUGAGGUUUUGUAAAAAUUUGAAUUGAUUGACAAGAUAUUCAUUUGGCCACACAGUAUAGGUUUUCAAACAAAUACAUCAUAACUGUAUAAGAGUGAAACGAAAUAAAAGUGAAUUGGCUUACUGUA
This is a messenger RNA of Salvelinus sp. IW2-2015, 1011 nucleotides long. Its product is annotated as complement C1q-like protein 2. Gene Ontology annotation, molecular function: protein binding. The record is from RefSeq and is a predicted model, not a curated record. Lineage: Eukaryota; Metazoa; Chordata; Actinopteri; Salmoniformes; Salmonidae.